CCCGGCCCCCCAGCCGCCGCAGGCCCGCUGCGCUCCACACGCACCCAGCCGUCUCCGUCUCCUCUGGCGUUUGAGCCGGGCUGUGCGCCAGUUCAAAAUCUAGGAUGUAGAUGAAUCGCCUCGUAGAAGGUUUGCCUAAAAUAUUUCAUACUUUUAGAAAAGACAUGUCUGAAGUGAAAAUAGAUAGAAAUCUGUAUAAAAAUUUAUAUCCAGGAAUUCCAGUGUUAGUACAAACAGAAGAAAGCUGGCUUCAAGAACUGUCUGAUAAAAAGAGCCAAAGGAAGAAAAUAUUCUCUUCAGUCAAGGAAGCUAAAUCUGAAUGUCUGGCUUCUAAGCUAAGAGAAAAAUGGGUAAUUAAUCCAGAAGAGACCAAACUAAGCAUUUUAUGUGAGUUGGAGUUUAAAGAAGACUUCAUAAUGCUGUUUGAGCCUUCCCUAAGAACACUACCCAGUGUUGGGCCACCCCCCAUUCUGGCAUACAGACAAGAGCAAGCCAAUUUAGACAUUAACUUCAAGGAUGAAGAGGAGGAGCUAUCACCCACAUGUGAAUUUUGUGGAAGCAAUCUCCAGGCAUUUCUUUCUAGUGUGGAUUUCAUUCACUCUGAAUCAAAAGCAUGUACUUCCUGUUGUCCUCGAUUUCAAAAUCUGAUUGACUAUAUCUACGAAGAAAAACAAAAAAUCAAAAGCUCUAAACCCGAAUUAAUUAGUAUUAAGCCUCACGAAGCCCAUGGCACUGAAGUUGAUAGAAUGAAGGCAAAAGAAAAAGCCCUGCGGAGAAAACAGGAGCGACAAAUUGCCAAACAUUCCACUGUGGUGCGAAAUGAACAGAUCAGUUUACCUACAGAAGAUUCAAAGAAUUUCAGUACUAUUUCUUAUCAACUUUCUGUGGAUAUUCCAGAAAAAAAGCCAGCUGACGAGGAACCAUUUUAUUUCCAACUAAUACAGAGUAACAUGUCCACUGUUUGUUGUGAUUCUAUGAAAGCAUGCGGAAAGAUUGUGAGGAAUGAGCUCUUUGAGAAGCAUUACAAAAACGGAAUCAAGUUUCUGACUUCAUUUCCAGAUGGAACAACACAAAUAUUCUAUCCAUCUGGAAAUCUAGCCAUCAUCCGAGUGCCCAACAAGAUAAAUGGUUUCAUUUGUAUAGUCCAGGAAGACACACCCACUAAUCCUGCCAUCCUGGCAGUUCUGGAUUCUGCUGGCCAAAUUUCCUGCUACCAUCCCAAUGGAAAAGUCUGGGUAUGCAUCAACGUCUUGGGAGGUCAAUAUUCAGAUCAAGCUGGAAAUAGAGUAAGAGCUUGGAAUUGGUCAAGUUCCAUCACUUCUUCACCCCUUGUUUCAUUUAAACCUGUCUUCUUAGCUUUGAACCAUAAUAUUGGGAUUCGCAUCUUAGAGCAAGACAAGAUUUCCAUCACUUUUCUAGCAGUGGGCCAACAGGCAACAAUCAGUGUUGGAACCAAAGUGAAGAUACCCCACCCCGAGGAGGUUCCAGUCCUCUGGUACCUGAGUGGAGAGGACCUUCUGCUGCUGGCCACUUUAAUAAAGAUUCGACGCCUGUUUCAUAAACUAGAUGGAUGUGUGAAUUUUCCCUCAAGCCAGAUUUGGGAAAAAUUAAAGCAGCCGUCUUACCUUUCUUCACUUUCUCUAAAACUAAUUGCCCUCUGUCAGAAUUCUGGAAUAAAGGAAGAUAAACUUAGAACAAUUACAGAUAUAGUAAAUGAAAACAUUUAAAAAGAAUGAUGAUGCUUCCAUUUACUAAGGGUUGGUUUUUCUUUU
Messenger RNA from Fukomys damarensis (Damara mole-rat), 1772 nucleotides. It is a transcript of the gene Erich6, whose product is annotated as glutamate rich 6. Bases 111 to 1727 code for a protein of 538 amino acids. The record is from RefSeq and is a predicted model, not a curated record. The transcript has 14 exons. NCBI's taxonomy places the organism in Eukaryota, Metazoa, Chordata, Mammalia, Rodentia, Bathyergidae.